GUGGGUGUUGUCACCUGGCUGGGAACAUCUGGUGUCACCCAGUGCCACUGUUCCCAGUGUCACCCAGUGCCACCAGCUGCUACAGUGUCACCUGUACUGGUGGCACAGUGUCCCAGGACAGUGCUGUCCCCCUGUGUCACCUGGUGUCACCAGUACAGUGGUGUCCCCUGGUGUCACUGGUGUCUCACUGUCCCUGGUGUCCCUCUGGUGUCCCCAGUGUCACCUGCUGUCCCAGUAUCCUCCAGUGCAGAGGUGUCCCCGGUGUCACUGGUGUCCCUGAUGUCCCUGGAGUCCCCAGUGUCCCCGGUGUCACCAGUGUCCCAAUGUCCCCAAUGUCCCCGCUGCCCCCAGGCAAGGGUCCCGAGACGCUGUUCGCGGGGCAGCGGCUGGAUGACAACGAGUGGCACUCGGUGCGGGUGGCCCGGCGCGGGCGCAGCCUCCAGCUCGCCGUGGACAACGUCACCGUCGAAGGACAGCUGUCGGGCUCUCACACCCGCCUGGAGUUCCACAACAUCGAGACCGGCAUCGUCACCGAGCGGCGCUUCCUGGCCGUGGUCCCGUCCAACUUCCUGGGCCACCUGAGCGGGCUGGUGUUCAACGGGCUGCCCUACCUGGACCUGUGCCGCGACGGCGACAUCAGCUCCUGCGAGCUCAACGCCCGCUUCGGCCGCCGCGCCAUCGUGGCCGACCCGGUGGCCUUCGGGGGCCGCGGCUCCUACGUGGCGCUGGCCACGCUCCAGGCCUUCGCCUCCUUCCACCUCUUCUUCCAGUUCAAGACCACGGCGCCCGACGGCCUCAUCCUCUUCAACGGCGGCAGCGGCUCCGACUUCCUGGUGGUCGAGCUGGUCAAGGGGUGA
Messenger RNA from Cyanistes caeruleus (blue tit), 857 nucleotides. Lineage: Eukaryota; Metazoa; Chordata; Aves; Passeriformes; Paridae. The record is from RefSeq and is a predicted model, not a curated record.